UCGAGGGAGGGAGCGUGAAGUUUGUCCGCGCUGGCUUCCCAUCCCUGUGGAAGCUCAUGCCAUUGUCUCGUUGUCAAAAACAGUCUGUCUAGUCGGAAACUUUGAAACUGGGUAAUUAUAGGUAAGGCUUGUUUCAGACACUGCCAAAUCCAAGUAUGAGUUUAUGAGAAGUGAGAGUUUUUCGAGUAGCCCUAGUAUGCAACAAGUAGUUUGAGCGUUUGGAGUGAAGAGAAGCGCGCAGAGCAGGUGUUGCUGAAUGGCAUGAGUUGUUGAGCAGUGUCAGAAGUCAUGGCAGAGCUGGAAGUGGAUCAGUCCAACCUUCCCCGAGUCCAGGAGGUGUGCCAGUGUUUUGCUGAACUGGAGGAUGGAGCUCUAGCUCAUAACCUGCAGGAGCAGGAAAUUGAGCAGUACUACAACUCAAAUGUGCAGAGGAGUCAGCUGGUGCAAAGGGACAUCAGAGUAGCUAAGAGACUCCAAGAUGAGGAAGAGCAUAGAGCUCAGAUGCUGCAGCACCAGGCCACUCACCAGCUGGAGGAACGGGACUCUGAAUAUGCACACAUGAUUCAGGAGGAGCUCCAGCGGCGUGCAGACGAAGCUUGGAGGAGGGAGGUGGAGGACGAGGAAAUAGCAAAAAGGAUACAGGAAGAGGAAGAGCUUUAUUCGAGACACAGGAGCAGUUACCAAAAUAAAGAUGGUAAAGAGUCCACAAGCGUUCCUGCUCGUCCAUACUUACCCCGGCCUGUUCAUGUACCUCACAACCAGUCUCCAACCAGAAGAUGGCAGCACUCCUCCUCGCCCACCUACUCGGACUCUGAGGAGGACCUGAUUGAGUACAGUAGGCCUACAGUCAUAUGGCAGGACAGCAAACCCACUGUGGGGCAGAGGAAGCUGGUCGGCAGACCUUCCAGAGCUCAAUUAGAGCAGGAUGACAAAAGCAUGACCAGCCAAAGCAGCAGUAACAGAUCUUCACACCUGUCAGGUGGAUGGGGUGAUGUCAUCAAGCUCAUAAAGAACGAUAUGAGUGAGCAAGGCUACCUCAGCCACAGCUCUGAGGAUGAUCUCUUUGAACCAGUCUAUAAACUUGAGAAAAUAUUGCGACAGAAGCAGCAGGUCUCAGGAAUGGGGCUGAGUCGCCACAGCAGCAUGAGGGAGGAUCGUAGCAGAAUAUGGCAGGGAGACAGUUGUGGUCCUGGAGAGAGUUUUAGGGAAAGACAUGUUCAUUUCCUGGAUGAACGGAGGUGCACUAACAGUUACCUGGGCAACGGUUGUAGGACCUAUGAAAAUGGUCACAGGGACACUAGGGAAAGAGUUCAGUGUUCAGCAGGGAUGCUAAGAGAUGAUCUCACACACCUCAGAGAAACUCAAGGUCUCCACACUCAUGCUCAGGAGUUUCAACGGAACAUUUCAAUGCGACGUAGUUACCAUGGUAAUGUCAGGCGGACAUCUGAGCGUGAGGGAAGCAGAACAUGCAGCGUAGAUGAUUCUAAUUUGGCUAGACCAAGACCCUCAAAUAAUGCUCCCUCACUGCAACCAAGAGUGCCACAGUUAAUGGAGUUGGAAGUGGAGGAUUGUUUGAGAGAUAGGAGAAAUUGGGAGAUGGGGAGAGGCAGAAAUACACAACAGAGAGCUCGAUCAUUAACGGAGGAUGAAAGGAGGAUAGACCGAGACCACAGGCGUAGAGAGUGUAGGGUGAGGCGAAGUCAAAGUGAGCACUGGCAGACCUUCGAGGAAGAGAGAUCAAGCACAGAGGAAGAGUUGGAGAGGGAGAGCACGAGGGAGGAGAGACGGAUGCAAAGACUCCAGUCUUGCAGUGGGCGCUCUUCCAGAGAAGGACCUGCUCUUAGGAGUGGAACGGCUGCUCUUGUGCUACUGGAUGAGGAGCUGGCCCGCAGGCUUCAGGAAGAGGAGGAGAGAUCGGCCGAAGAGACUCAGCAAGGUCCCUCUCCUCUUAGAAGGGACUGUCCUAUUGGAGAUUUCAGAGCGGCACAGGUUGCUCAAGAUGAGGAAAUUGCACGUUUAAUGCAGAAACAGGAGAUUACGUCUAAACGGAGGUCUCGUGAGCUGGAACCUGUUCGAGAAUACUGGGAGAAUGACAGGAGAACAGCAUGUGACAGACAGAGGCGCAGACUGGAUGCCGAAGGUUUUCAGUCCCCAUUUGAUGACUUCACCCCAGACAAUCAACUCCCUAGUCACAUUUCCGUGACAAUGCAACCGCAAGCCAUCAGGAAUAUUGCCGAAGAGCUGGACCCAACCUUUCAAAGGAAGGAUUCUGCUGAAUCGGGACAAAUUAAUGGUUCCUGUCAAAAUCAAACAUCACAACAAGUAGGUUUGAAGAGCCCCUUGGAAGAACCUAAUUUUGUGCCCCCCACGAAACGACAGAGUGACAAACUGGAACGAGUAAAGCCCAAGGAGAAAAAGGAAAAUGCAAAACAGAAAGAGAACUGCAAGCAGCAGUGAUGCUGGACAUGUGUGAAAUCAACUGCAAUAAUGAAUUAAUAACCAAAUUCGAUUAAAGAAAUGCAUGCAUGUCCUGGCAGUUUGGGGCUUUCCAGUCUUCUGCUUUCUCCAAGACUUGGGAUACUUUUGUAUUCAACAAAUCAACUUGAACUUGCAAAACAGGGACACUCCAUCCAGAUAAACAGAUGUUUACUAGUAAUAGCAUUAAGUCAUGUCAUGCUCUAUUGGUUUGUUUCGUUUUUAUUUACCUUUUGGUUAGAGGCUGGUAUGUCACCACAGAGGGAAAGCUCCUACUAGCGGUACUUGGUAUUACACAUUUGACUUCUGGGAAAACCUGAAAUGAUACUAUGCUUUGAUAAAGGAAGUUAGCACAUGGUUGAGUGAUCCUCUUUGGAGUUUUUCUGCAUGAUUCUUGAUCUCUUAAGAUAUUUAAUCAGGCAUUCUUUUUUAAUUGCUUGUACUUUUUUCCUGUACUCCGGGAACUACACUAAUCUUAAUUUGCCCAAAGUGUUAUUUUAAUUUCUAAUGGUUGCCUUCAGUAUGCAAGAAUGUCUUUGUAUAAAGUUAUAAAAAAAAACGUUUGCAAAACCAAGUCAUGCUUUCACAAAUGAAAUGUUUAUUUUAAUAGUUACUGGUUUACGAGACUGCUCCUUCUUUGUAGUGUACAUCAGCAUAGUCUCUAUAUAUGCCCUACAGUAGUUUUACCAGGCUGGAGGAAAUGACACUUUCAUGUAUGUUUUCUUGUAUUUUUGAACUGAUGCUGAGUGCUAAGAUUAUAUGUUUUCAUUGUAUUCACUACUGUUAUGGCAAUAAUGUGUUGUCAUGAAUCAGUAGGCCUUUAUUGCCUAUCUAAAAUUUAAAGAUUGCUUUGUACAGAAGACACAAAUUUAUAUAUAUAUCCAUAUCUUUCUUGAUGUACAUCAAUAAACACUUUUUACAUUUACAGCAGAAAUUUCGUGGAUUUAAAUUUAGACUAGACAGAAGUUAAGACUUUCCCUAAUACCAACAAAUUCAUGCAAAUCUCUGCGGGAAGCACCUCAAACAUCAAAUUCCAAAGAGACCUUCCUUCUCUACCCACAAAAUGUUUUUUUUCUAUUUACAAGAGGGAGAGUUGUUUUAUAAACUCGGUAUAGGGUUUUACAUAGUAAACACAGUAGUGACGCAUAAAGUGACAUAUUAAACAGCUUGACCUUUUUUUGACCGUUAAAGACAAGCACAAUCAUCGCAUUGCUCAACCACCAGCUGUUCUGUUACAUCAGUGUUUCUCAACCCUGGUCCUGGGCGGCCCCCAGCACUGCACAUUUUGUGU
Molecule: messenger RNA, 3766 nt
Organism: Sinocyclocheilus grahami
Lineage: Eukaryota; Metazoa; Chordata; Actinopteri; Cypriniformes; Cyprinidae
Product: coiled-coil domain-containing protein 50-like
Exons: 13
Coding region: 289-2457 (722 amino acids)
Source: RefSeq, a predicted model, not a curated record